This is a messenger RNA of Dracunculus medinensis (Guinea worm), 330 nucleotides long. The record is from the annotation of a GenBank genome assembly. Lineage: Eukaryota; Metazoa; Nematoda; Chromadorea; Rhabditida; Dracunculidae.
AUGACGAAGGGAACGUCUUCGUUUGGCAAAAGGCAUAACAAGACUCAUACGUUAUGUCGUCGAUGUGGACGAUCAUCCUAUCAUAUUCAAAAGCACCGAUGUGCAUCAUGUGGUUAUCCAGCAAAACGUAAACGUACCUUUCAAUGGUCAGUUAAAUCCAUUCGACGUCGUACAACUGGCACUGGACGAAUGAGACAUUUGAAAGUCGUUCAUCGUCGUUUCCGGCAAUUAUCUUUGGUCAAUUACAGGAAUGGUUUUCGUGAAGGAACGAUUCCAAAAUCUAAAUCGCGAGGUGCCAACCAAAAAGUCGAUGCAGUAGCGACAAGCUAA